Bombyx mori (domestic silkworm) is the source of this 1212-nucleotide messenger RNA. Its product is annotated as retrovirus-related Pol polyprotein from type-1 retrotransposable element R2. The record is from RefSeq and is a predicted model, not a curated record. The coding region runs from base 1 to 1212 and encodes 403 amino acids. Lineage: Eukaryota; Metazoa; Arthropoda; Insecta; Lepidoptera; Bombycidae. The transcript has 4 exons.
AUGUCAGAGGAUAUGACAAAACUAUUCCAGAUGAUGAAAUUGGAACUCGAUAAACAAACUGCAACGAUUACUCAGAGUGUAACCGACAGUAUCAUGCGCAAUAUAGACGACAAAAUAAAACCAAUAUUGGAAGAAAAUAAGUAUCUUAAGAACGAGGUACAGAAGUUGAAUGACAAAGCAAGAUACUUAGAAAACAAAGGUAAGAAAAAUAACCUGAUUCUACACGGCAUAAAAGAAAUAGAAAAUAAUCGACAAGAACUGUUUAAUUUAAUAAAAGAAAUCAUGAAAGGUUUACAUGUUGAUAUCAACUCCUAUGAGAUAAAUAACUACUAUAGACUAGGAAAGAAGCAUGAUGAGGAAAAAAUAUACGCUCCUACAGAAACAGCAAAGAAAGAGACUAAAAACGAAUUCUACAAAAGCUUAAAUGAAAUAAUGGAGAAUUUAUACAAAACCAUUAUUGUAAUGGGAGAUUUUAAUAGCCAAAUUGAUUAUAACAAAGCAUUUGACUCGGUAAAACAUCAGAAAAUAUGGGAAGCGCUUGCUUUACAAGGAGUCCAUAAUAAGUACAUCCGUCUAUUGAAAAACAUAUACGAAAACAUGAAAGCAAGAAUACGGACAGAAAAGCUAGGAGAACACUUUCACAUCAAAAAAGGAGUUAGACAGGGAGACCCCCUUUCACCCAAACUUUUCUCUGCAACCCUAGAACAUGUGUUUCGUCAGCUCGAAUGGGACGAUUACGGUAUUAAUAUUAAUGGAGUGUUACUAAAUCAUCUGAGAUUUGCCGACGACCUCAUACUUAUAAGCGAAAAUCCAGAAACUUUACAAAAAAUGAUUGAGCAACUUGUAUGUGAAAGUGAAAAAGUUGGACUAUCAUUGAACACAAACAAAACAAAGCUGAUGACAAACUACAAAAAAGUCCCUAUCAAACCUUACAACACAGCUAAAUUAGAAUAUGUAAAUGAGUAUACAUACCUCGGCCAAAUCAUAUCCCCCAAAGACCUCACAGCAAAAGAAAUCAGUAACAGAAUAAAUAUAGGAUGGAAAAGGUACUGGGCAUUAAAAGAUGUCAUGAAGAAUUCAGAAAUACCUGUUAAGGCAAAGAAGAAAAUAUUUAAUACAUGCAUUCUUCCAAAUAUAAAAAGCGAAAUAGAGGAAGACAACAACGUAGAUGGGAAGAUGACAUCAAAAAAGUGGCAGGAACGACUUGGAUGA